Symbiodinium sp. CCMP2592 is the source of this 1422-nucleotide messenger RNA. The record is from the annotation of a GenBank genome assembly. Lineage: Eukaryota; Dinophyceae; Suessiales; Symbiodiniaceae.
AUGGCGCAGUACGCAGGCUUCGUAAAGUCAUACAAUGAAGCCAAAGGUUGGGGCUUCAUUGAAUGUCCUCAGACGCAGGCUAUCUAUGGCAAGGACAUCUUCGUCUUGAGGAGCGCGUUGUCGGGCGGUGGCCAGGGAGACCAGGUCAUGUUCAAUGUUGUAGACCACGGGCGAGGGCCACAGGCCAGCGACGUUGUGGUGCUAGGGUCGGCGAGACCUGCUACACCUCUGGGAGCUGUGAACGGGCCCAUGAACGGACAUGGAUAUACUCAGCAAAUGCAGCCGAUGCCGACAGCGCGAUCGGCCCCGAUGACUCUAUACAGCCACACUGUGAAUCAGCAUGCAGGCUCCAGCAUGGUUGGAACGGUGAAGUCCUACAAUGCCGAGAAAGGCUGGGGCUUCGUCACAAGUCCUGAGGUGGUGGAGAUGUACGGCAAGGACGUCUUCUUCAUGAAGUCCUCCGUGGUCGGCGGUGUCAUCGAGAGGAACCAGCAAGUUUCCUUUACUGUGGUGUCCGGGACAAAGGGCAUGCAGGCCGAGAAAGUUUGCCCACUUUCCCCAGCUGCGAUGCCUGCGAUUCCUCGUGUCUCAGCCUUUCCUGCGACGAGGGCGCCUCCACCGCUGAUGAUUCCGGUUGUUCCUCAGAUGCCGCGCAUGCUGGCGCCGCCUGCAGCUGCAAGGCCUGCGCCUGACCAACUCUUCUUUGGAGCUGUGAAAGGUUACAAUGAAGAGAAGGGCUGGGGACACAUCUCCUGCGAGGCUGCUAAAGCAGUUUACGGCAAGGAGGUUUUUCUCCACAGGGGCGCACUCGGUGACGCUGUGGUGGAGCCUGGAACACUUCUAGCCUUCAAGGUCAUGGUGGCACCCAAGGGUCCGCAGGCCUGUGAAGUGUCUGUGCUGCCUGCCGAAACCUUCCAGUUUGAAGGGCAGCCAGGAAGACAGUUCGUCGGCACCGUCAAGAUGUUCAAUGUCGAAAAGCGCUGGGGUUUCGUCACUAGCGACGAGAUCACUGCCUUGUUCUCUGGCAAGGACAUCUUUCUGCACCAGAAUGCUCUACAAGAUGCCAGCCUUCCGCAGGUGGGACAGGAGGUCAGAUUCAGCAUCGAAGUCGGGGAGAGCGGCAAACUUCAGGCCAAGGAGGCGAUCCUGGAGGGUGUGGGCCUCUCUGCCAGCGAGGAUGCAGGUUUCUCUCCGGUGCGACCGCCGGGCGUUCCUUCUGAAAGGGCAGCUCCUUACUACUCAAAGUCGCACCUCUCUGCAGCCGAGGCAUUGGUUGUUACGGAGGUCAGGAUGUCCAUUUCGGCAGUGCCUGCCGGUUAUUGCGCUGGGCAGGUGAUGCCCACAACGCUGCCAGUAAUGCCGGGCUCACAUUGCUCGGCACCCGGAACCUACAUGGCGGCACCAAUGCCCAUGAGCAACUGA